Molecule: messenger RNA, 7644 nt
Organism: Nerophis ophidion (straightnose pipefish)
Lineage: Eukaryota; Metazoa; Chordata; Actinopteri; Syngnathiformes; Syngnathidae
Product: zinc finger MIZ domain-containing protein 1-like
Exons: 24
Coding region: 311-3556 (1081 amino acids)
Biological process (GO): regulation of transcription by RNA polymerase II; protein sumoylation
Molecular function (GO): SUMO ligase activity; zinc ion binding
Source: RefSeq, a predicted model, not a curated record
CCGAUGUAAUUUGACACUUCAACUUACUGCGCUCCGCCGGAGUCUAUCCACUAUACUCGCUCGUUGACGUUGAGCCGUUCGCGGGGGAACCAUAUUUAAAAACAACAAGAGGCGACAAUUCGCGAGGACUUUCUCCGCUUCUCCCCCCCCCAAGCCGGUGCAGAAAACGUCGGAGUGCUGGGGUGUUUCUCCUCCUUCAGUGUGGAUGGGAGGGGGUGUCAUCCGAGGCGAAGAACCGAGGAUUAACUUCGAAACACAGAGGGCUGCAGUUUAAUGGCUGGCAGGUAGGGGCCAAAGAGGGACAAACAACAUGAACUCCAUUCCGUCCAUGGACAGACACAUCCAGCAGACCAAUGACCGGCUGCAGUGUAUCAAACAGCACUUACAAAAUCCAGCAAAUUUCCAAACGGCCGCCACCGAGCUGUUGGACUGGUGCGGCGACCCCCGAGCCUUCCAGCGCCCUUUCGAGCAAAGCCUAAUGGGAUGUCUAACGGUGGUCAGCCGUGUCGCAGCGCAGCAAGGCUUCGACUUGGACCUGGGCUACCGACUCCUGGCGGUGUGCGCUGCCAAUCGCGACAAGUUCACCCCAAAAUCGGCAGAAACCAACUGCUGCAGGAGGUGUCAGUCUGAUUCAGCACUUCUGUCGUCCUGGUGCGAGGAACUGGGACGCCUCCUCCUCCUCCGUCAUCAGAAGAACCGGCAGAACGAGCCACCGGGGAAAGUGCCCAUGCAGCCCCCCAUGAGCUCUAUGAAGCCUGGCCUCUCACAUGGAGAUGGGUCUUUUCCUUAUGACUCGGUCCCCUGGCAACAGAACACCAACCAACCUCCGGGCUCGCUCUCCGUGGUGACCACGGUCUGGGGUGUCACCAACACCUCACAGAGCCAGGUUUUGGGGAACCCCAUGACCAACAAUAACAACCCCAUGAAUCCAGGAGGUAACCCAAUGGGUUCAGGGAUGUCAGGUAACAAUCCAGGGAUGAACCCGUCGCAGUUCCCCGGGCCUCAGCAACAGUUCCCCAACAAAGGCAACCCAAACCAGGCUUACAUGCAACAGGGCAUGUACGGGCGCCCUAGCUACCCCGGCGGAGGAGGCUUUGGUGGAAAUUACCCUGGGGGCCCUAAUGCUGGACCUGGAGGCAUGGGCAUCCCUCCACACUCCCGUCCACCGUCGGACUUCACCCAGCCAGCAGCUGCUGCUGCGGCGGCCGCUGUAGCCGCUGCCGCCGCCACGGCGACCGCCACUGCCACCGCCACGGUUGCCGCUCUGCAGGAAACUCAGAACAAGGACAUGAAUCAAUACGGACCAAUGAGUUCCUCUUUCCAGAUGGGACCAAACCAAGCAUACAAUAGCCAGUUCAUGAACCAGCCAGGACCCCGUGGACCCCAAUCUCUCUCUGGUAACAUGGGCUCAGGCAUGAAUGCAUCCAAUAUGAGUGGACCCCCAAUGGGGAUGAACCAGCCCAGGGGCCAAAGCAUGGGGCCCUUCGGGGGUCAUGGUCAAAGAAUGCCCCAGCAAGGGUAUGCUGGACCCCGGCCACAGGGCAUGGUUAUGCAGGGCAUGAAGAGGCCAUAUCCAGGGGAGCCAAACUAUGGGGGGCAGCAGUAUGGACCAAACAACCAAUUUCCUAACCAGCAGGGCCAGUACCCAACACCCAACGCUUCUAGGCCGCUGCCGUCCAGCAACUACCCCGGUCAACGGAUGGCAGGACAGCAGCUCCAGUCCCAGUAUCCACCACCCAGCGGUCCUAUGGGACAGUAUUAUAAGCAAGAGCCACCUUUUAACGGCCAAACCAACAACUUCUCUGGGAGUGGUUACCAGUACAGCCAGGGGAAUAUGAAUGGACCACCCAGACCCAUGGGCAACUACCCCCACUCUCCAGUGCCGGGCAACCCCACCCCUCCAAUGACCCCAGGAAGUAACAUCCCUCCGUACCUAUCACCCAAUCCGGACGUGAAACCACCAUUCCCUCCUGACAUCAAGCCAAAUAUGUCCGCUCUUCCUCCACCACCAGCCAACCACAAUGAGGAGUUGCGCCUCACCUUCCCAGUGCGUGACGGCGUGGUCUUGGAGCCUUUCAGGCUAGAGCACAAUCUGGCUGUCAGCAAUCAUGUCUUCCACUUACGGCCAUCAGUGCACCAGACUCUUAUGUGGAGUUCUUUCUCGCUGUCCAGGUCGGACCUCGAGCUGCAGUUCAAGUGUUACCACCACGAGGAUCGCCAAAUGAACACCAACUGGCCGGCGUCGGUACAAGUGAGCGUCAACGCCACACCGCUCACCAUCGAGCGGGGGGACAACAAGACGUCCCACAAGCCCUUGCACCUGAAGCACGUCUGCCAGCCGGGCAGGAACACCAUCCAGAUCACGGUCACCGCCUGUUGCUGUUCCCACUUGUUCGUUCUGCAGCUGGUCCACAGGCCGUCGGUCCGGUCCGUCCUCCAGGGUUUACUGAAGAAGAGGCUCCUACCCGCCGAGCACUGCAUCACCAAAGUCAAGAGGAACUUCAGCAGCGUAGCAGCAUCCUCGGGCAACGCUGCCCUCAACGGCGAGGACGGCGUUGAGCAGACGGCGAUCAAAGUGUCCCUCAAGUGUCCCAUCACCUUCCGGCGAAUACAGCUCCCCGCAAGAGGUCACGACUGCAAGCAUGUGCAGUGUUUCGACUUGGAGUCGUACCUGCAACUGAACUGCGAGCGAGGCACAUGGCGAUGUCCUGUAUGCAAUAAAACAGCUUUGUUAGAAGGCCUGGAGGUGGAUCAGUACAUGUGGGGCAUCUUGAACGCCAUCCAAAACUCGGAGUUCGAAGAGGUGACGAUCGACCCGACGUGUAGCUGGCGGCCGGUGGCCAUCAAAUCAGAAAUCCACAUCAAGGAGGACCCUGACGGUCCUCUCGCCAAGAGGUUUAAGACCAUGAGCCCCAGUCAGAUGAUCAUGCCCAACGUGAUGGAAAUGAUCGCCCAGCUCGGCCCCGGACCCUCGCCGUACUCGUCUCAACAGGGCGGCAACAACAGCGAAUACGGCGGUCAAGGCAACAGUUACCAAGGCCAUGGCAACUUUGACUUCCCUCACGGCACGCCGGGCGGGACGUCGAUGAACGACUUCAUGCACGGCCCCCAGCUGUCCCACCCGCCUGACAUGCCCAAUAGUCUAAUGACGCAAGACAAGCCUCUUUCGCACAACAUGGCUGACUCGAUACCUCACUCUUCCGGCAAUGAGCAGUCCCAUGGUCCAUUGCAGCAGAGCUUACAUGGGUCGCCACACCCGGCGAGCCAACACCACAGCGGACCCCCGCCACCCUCGCGACAAGCUCCGCCCCCUCCUCCUCAGCAGCAACAACAGCAGCAGCAGCAGCAGCAGCCCGGCUCCAACAGCCACCCCCAUAGCGACCUGACCUUUAACCCCUCCAGUUUGGACAGCCAAGCCGGCUCGGACAUGCCGGAACCUUCUUUAGACCUUCUUCCAGAGUUGGCCAACCCUGACGAGCUCUUGUCCUACCUGGACCCUCCGGACCUCCCCAGCAAUAGUAAUGACGACCUCCUGUCGCUGUUUGAGAACAACUGAGGCGUGUACCGGGGGCGUGGACUUUAUAGCGCCCGGACGCCGCUCCGUACUUGACGAACACAAAGAUGCACUCCCCCUUCUCUUCUUCCUCUUGUACAGUUUUACUUGGGAACACAAAAGACACGUCGGGAAGUCCUUUCGAACUGUGCAGCUAAAAAUCACCCGUUGUUUUGAACGCCACGCAAACACUUGUAGCAUUUUCACCCGGCUGGAAAGAUCCGGCAUGUUGUUGUUGUUGUUGUUCCGUGGGGAGAGGCCACCACACAUCAUUUAAUAGCACAGGAGAUCCACACCACGCAAAACAAACAAUGAAGAUGAAUAACUUUCGAUUCAUAGAUGUUCCUUUUUACUACGAUUGUGAUUUUUUUGUUAAAAACUGUUUCAUAUGUUUCUACAAAGUCAUGAAUCGCUAGGGAUUAGGGAUGGGCAUAUUUAUAUUUUAUUUAAUUCAAUAAUUUAAGCAUUUUAUUAUUAAAAUGACUGUUGUAAAAAAAACUAAAAAACUAUAAAAUAUGUAUCUUGAUUUAAAAGUUAAAUUGUAUUUUUAGAUGGCAAAAAAUACUAACUUGAUUUUUUCUUUAAUUAAAGUAAAGCAGUCAAUUUAUUUUGCUUGAUUUAGGAUGUGAGCAUUUUCUUGCCACCUUUUAUUCAUUUAUUUUAUCAUCAAGGCCGCAAUUGUCUUUUGCAGUGUUGAAAUUUAAGACCAACUUACUUACUACAACCACGAAGUAUGGACACCACAGACUGGCCACUCUAGCUCUUAAAAUAAAUGUUAUCACGUGUAUACCGUAUUUUCUGGCCUAUAAAGCACACCGGUAGUUAAGCCACAUGCACCAAAUUUUAAAACAAAAAAAUAUUUGUACACAUUAGCCGCAUCGGACUAUAAGCCGCAGAUAUAUAUUUUAUAAAUGUUUAUUUACAUACGUAAAUAGUGCCUGUCAUAGGGCAGUAAAAUGGCUGAUCAAACAAAACAGAAGUCAUCGUCAUGGAACCACCAGCUGCGGAAGCAGGCUCUCCAAUUAUUUAAACCGACUAAAUAAUUCCACAGUGACGUUUUGAUCAAAUUACGAAACUGAAACACAAAUACAAAAAGAAUGCCGCUAUAAGUUAAUAAUACUAACACAGACAAAUGUGUUAGCAUAUUCGCUAAUGCUAACGAUACUAGCUUGAUUGCAGUAUGAUAGCGCGUACACAUAUGCAUGAAAACAAUCCUACAAACAUCACACAUGGGACGGUUUAGUAAUUAUGUAUUUUUUUUAGUUACAUUGUAAAACUAACAAACUCUGCUUGGAGUGAUGAAGGAAGAAUCUUUUCGAGCAAGAACGAUACGGACGGUUAUACUUCCGGUUCAAGGCACGAAACGGGAAGUAGAUUUUCAACCUCCACCACCUGCAUUGCGUGAACCCGUCCAAAAGAUGGCGUCAGAGCACAAACAAUAACCCACCUUUUCAGUGUCUCUGUCGCUGUAAUAUGAAAACUAUUUGUUGAAUACAAAACAUUAUGGCCGGUAGCCUGGAAAAUUCUAAAAAUUAGCCGCAGGGUUCAAAGCAUGUGGAAAAAGUAGCGAAUUAUAGUCCGGGAAAUACAGUAAUAAAGCCUUGAUUAAGCCAUGAUCUCUAGGAAAGGUGCAAAAUAUGCCAUUUAGUUACAAUUGUGUGAAAAUAUCUGUAAUAUUUAUCAUCACAAACUAGGGGUCAUACUUGCCAACCCUCACGAUUUUUCCGGGAGACUCACGAAUUUCAGUACCCGUCCCGAAAAUCUCCCGUGGCAACCAUUCUCCCGAUUUCCACCCGGACAACAAUACAGGUCACACUGAGGGUGGCCAUAUAAACAACUUUAACACUGCUACAAAUAUGCGCUAAACUGUGAACCCACACCAAACAAGAAUGACAAACACAUUUUGGGAGAAUAUCCGCACCGUAACACAACAUAAACAAAACAGAACAAAUACCCAGAACCCCCUUGCAGCAUUGACUCUUCCGGGACGCUACAAUAUACACCUGCGCUACCACCAAACCCCGCCCCCCCAAGUCCAAUCCCCCCCCCAUGAAAAUGUUUUAGGCUAUUUCCAUGCAACCAGAAGGACCUUUUCUAAAUUGUAACCCGUUUUGAAUACGUUUCAUUAUAAUUAUUAUACCAAUUAAUACAUUGCGAGAAUCGGUUUGUAUCAAAAAUCAUGUUGAAUUGAGAAUCGAAUCGUAAUCGGAUCAUUAGGUGCCCAAAUAUUUACACCCAUAUCACAAACAGUUAAAAUGUUGAAUAUUUAAUAUUAAUAUUCUAACAUAUUGUCUUUUGAGACUUUUUAAUGUCUUUGCCAGCUUUACAAUAACAAUUUAGCAAGGGAAAAAAAUGUGCAAGUGCUUGUAGAAAUGUUUUAAUACAAGCCGUGUGUAUAAUUGUAUUUCAUAUUUAAUAUAUGCUAAAUGGAAGGAAGUGCCAUUAACACACAUUCAAAUAUACAACAUAGAGUGGAGAUUAUGAAAGGCUUUGGAACAAUAAAAAAGUGUGCAUCCAUAUAAAAUUGCACAAUAUUAUCAAAGAUAUAUAUAUAUAUUUUUUUUAUGAGUAAAAUGUGUGAAUAUUUCUAAUUAAUAUUUUGAACAAAAUGUCAAAAAUAGAUACUCACGAGUAACAAAAGGGUAGUAUAAACAAUUUGGCCUUGUAAUGAAUUUGCCUGAUCUUUUUCUACCAUUUAAAAAUAUUAUUUAAAGAAUAAUAUACAAAAAUUGCAUUCAUUUGGCUCGUAAUGAAUGAAAGACAAUGAUUCAAAUGCCCAUCCCUUGUCUUUAUCUCUGUUUUCCGCUACUUUUUUCUUCAUUUUUGUGCAAAACUGUUGUCUAUCACCCUCUUAAAUGAUGUGCAAAGUGUGCCAAUUAGUACAUUUCUAAGCUAUAUGUUUUUGUUUUUAUGAUUUCAUUCAAAACGCCAACGUAGAUGCUCUUCUCAGUAAGCUCAUCAUUUUUACUGGAUUUUUGUUUUCUACGUUCUGUUGCAUUUGCUGCCUCAUUACACAAUUUAUUUUUGGGAAACGGCUCACCAAAGUUGGACAAAUGAAGAUGGAUAAUACGUGCGUGCGUGUGUGUGUGAGUGAGUGUGUGAGUGUGGGUGUGUUUGUGAGUGAAGGUCCUAUUUGACAGUUAAUCAUAAAACGCAGUAUCGGUGCCACAUUUCCUUUCCUCUUUAAUGAUAACGCUGUUCCAGUAUGCAAAUGUAUUAUUUUCUAAGAAAUGCUAUUGCACUGUAAAUAUAAUAAUCAUUGUGAAUAUUUUUCUAUUAUUUCCUCGCAUCGCCGCGUUUUCUGUUCCCGAACUGACCUCCGCCGCCGCCGCCGCCUUUGUGUACGCGUCACGUGACCAGCCCACAUGUCUCCUAAGUUAUUUGCACGUGUUGAUUUUUUUUUUUUAAUUUUAACCAUCAUGUAUGUUCUUUUCCCAUCUCUGUAUUAUUUGUUUGCAUUUUGUUUCAAGAUGUUUGUAAUUGCGCUGGCUUAUGAGUGUAAUGUGAAUAUCAUUUUUUUCAAAGAUACCUACAGUAUAUCACAAAAGUCAUGAUAAUGUUUAUAUUUUUCUUUUUCUUUUUUAAAUCUGGCUUUUUUUUUAAACCCACAUGACGGUAUAUUUGAAUCCCUCUUUUUUUGUAAUUUAUUUUAUACUGUUUUAUUCUUUUUAAUAAUACUCUGUAAGGCUAGAAAUCCAAUGUCUCUCACUGUAGCAUGGCGCUAAUAAUUGUAAGCGUUCCAGUUCAACACACUGACAUGUUUCAAUCAGUGACAAAACACUGCCACAUUAUUAAUAUUUUUUACUUUCAAAUGAUGUUUGUUUUUUUUCAUACAAGUGAGCCACUUUUAGUGUGUUAGGGCAGCACCCUCAAUCUGUAGUUGCACAAUCACACGGAAAGACUCACAUCUCUUGUCAGAAUAAAAUAUAGAAAAUUGAGUGAAGUAACAUUAAGGGUGGUCACGUGUCCUAAGGAUGUGUGUAUAUAUGUACAAUGAAUAUAGAGACAUGUGGACAGAAAUGUAUUCAUGUUCCCUGGGAAUGUGCAUUGUUUCCUCAGAUUAAUAAUAAAAAAACAAGCUUGCAAACCUC